AUGGGCGGCUGUUUCUCUUCUCCUCGAUACAUGGGCGGUGGAUUUGAACCUGGACCCGGGCCUCGUCCACAUCAUCAUGGGCCUCCAGGUGGCUUCGGCGGUGGCUUUGGCGGCCCUCCUCACCUCGCCGGUGGGGGAUUCGGCGGCGGCUUUGGUGGUCCAGGAGGACAUGGGGGCUUCGGUGGCCCUGGGGGUGGUGGCCCAGGCUUUGGCGGCCCGGGUGGCGGUGGGGGCUUUGGGGGCCCCGGAGGAGGUGGUGGUGGCGGUGGCUUUGGAGGUCCCGGAGGGGGGCGCCCUGGUGGGUGGUAA
Penicillium macrosclerotiorum is the source of this 309-nucleotide messenger RNA. RefSeq lists its product as uncharacterized. The coding region runs from base 1 to 309 and encodes 102 amino acids. The transcript has a single exon. Lineage: Eukaryota; Fungi; Ascomycota; Eurotiomycetes; Eurotiales; Aspergillaceae. The record is from RefSeq and is a predicted model, not a curated record.